Molecule: messenger RNA, 1660 nt
Organism: Olea europaea var. sylvestris
Lineage: Eukaryota; Viridiplantae; Streptophyta; Magnoliopsida; Lamiales; Oleaceae
Product: QWRF motif-containing protein 3-like
Exons: 6
Coding region: 23-1660 (545 amino acids)
Biological process (GO): centrosome cycle; spindle assembly
Cellular component (GO): centrosome; cytoplasm; nuclear microtubule
Molecular function (GO): microtubule binding
Source: RefSeq, a predicted model, not a curated record
UAAAACUCUCUGAAGAGAAACCAUGGACGUUUGUGAUCAAUCUUUGAAGCCUAAGAAGCCCAAAUCUCGACAAGUAAAAUCACCAGCCUCACCUGAAAAUGGAUUUCAAUCCCCAAACAAUACCGUUUCUCCGCUAAGGCAACAUGCCCGUUCAUCUAAUGAUUCGAGAAAGCACAAAAGCCUCAAAAGGUCGGGUUUUUUACGUGGGCUUUGGCCGUCAUCAACCCCAUCGUCACCUUCAAAAUCAAAACUUGAUACUCUAGGAGACCACCUUGGAAAUGAUGGAAUAAAAGACCUUAAAGAACGAAGAAAUAAUGACAAGUCUGAUGAUUCGCUUGUUUUUACCAGGCAAAGAAAUUGCUCCGAGCUUACCAGGUUUGAAAAUGAUCAGAAAAAGAUUGCUAAAGAAAAUCAUAAACCGGGAUUUGGAGGAUCCAUUCGUUACACUGGGAGGUUGAGAUUUCCUGGAAGAUCAACGAAUUCUUCAUCAUCCAAGAAUUCAACUUCAGCUGACGAUCAAAAUGAUAAUAUAGCACCUGGGAGGUUUUCAGUGGAUGAAACUGCACUGAGAAGGAAGACUUUUUACGAUACACGGGACUCAGAUUCCGAAUACAGUGAUGUUUGUUCAGGCACAAGCCUUGACAUUGGACAAAAUUUACCAGCUUCAUAUAUGGCUUCAACAGUGAGUUCAAGAAAGCAUGGAAUUGCAGUGCCAUCAAAGUACAAGAAUGAUUCAUUUUCAAGGUCUAGAAAAUGGAAUGCUGAUUGUGGUAUUCAGAAGCCAAUUUCAUCAUCAGAUAGUUCUCCAAAAAGAUUAACACCAAAGAAUUCAAUGAAGAAGAACAUUUCAAAGUGGGAAUUGUCACUGGGGCAUCCGAGCUCGCCGGUGACGUUGAGUGAUAACAAAGGGAAGAUUAUGGGAUCGUCGAAUCUAAAACCUCUAGGUCCUUCAAGGGCUAAAGGAGUUGAGAGUCUUCUCAGUAUGGGGAUAGAAUUGUUGAAGGGUAAGAAAUCCUCUCCAAAUCCAUCGUCACCCCGCAGACCAGGCUCCUUGGCGAGUGUUCAUCAAUUGAGGUUGUUGUACAACAGGUUUAUGCAAUGGAGGUAUUCUAAUGCUAGAGCUGAGGCUGUUAAUGGGAACAUCAUCAGAAAGGCCGAGAGCAACUUGUUACAUGCAUGGGAUGGUCUCGUUAAACUACAGCACUCUGUACUACAAAAGAAACUAGAGUUACAACAUGGAAAGCUAGAGAUGAAAUUAAAUCACAUUCUUCAGUCUCAAAUAAGGGUACUAGAAACUUGGGGCAACAUGGAAAGAGACCAUAUAUCAGCAAUUUCUACAACCAAAGAUUAUUUGCGUUAUGUUGUUUGUAUGAUACCCCUUGUUGAAGGAGCCAAGGUGGAACCACUAUCAGCUUCCGUUGCCAUUCGCCAUGCAUCAGAUGUUUCAGCAUUUAUCAACUUAAUGUUAACAAAAUCCGCAUCUACGGUGGAGACAACGGGAGGGGUACUCGUUGAAUUAGCAAGAGUAGCCACACAAGAGAAGCUGCUAUUACAAGAAUGCUUGGAGCUUUUAAAAACGAUUUCUGCUUUGCAGAUAAAAGAGAGCACUUUGAAGUGUAGCCUCAUGCAAAUAAAGUUCAAUCAUGCUAUUAUCCAAUAA